GCAACAAUCUAUGUUUGUCAACCGCCAUGAAACUCAGAAGAAGACACUGCAGCGCUUUAAAAAUGGGUCCUGUAUAAUUUAGAUAGCUGGUUAACGGCCCAGUGCUUUUGGGAUUUACUGGACGAAAUCAGGUGAGGGAUGUCAGCAGUGGCGGCCAUUUUCUUGUUCAGGUCCCACAUUCCUCCCAUUAGAACCCGAGUUCUGCUGACGGUGAGGGCCCUGCAGUUCAAGCCCUGCCCCUUCCACUGUGGCCCCUCCCCCAGACUCAGCAACUCCAGGUUCGACCCCGACGGGAGCGGAAAGCCCACCACAUGGGACGCUUUCGGGAUCUGGGACGACCGCAUCGACGAGCCAAUCCUGCUCCCGCCCAGUAUCAAGUACGGCACGCCAAUCCCAAAAGUCAGCCUGGCGCGAGUGGGAGGGGCCUCGCUGCUGGGCCGGCGCUCAGAGAAUGAGGACCGCCUUCGGGCCUCGCAGAUCUCCGACGCCGUGCUCUACUUUGCCGUGUUCGACGGGCAUGGCGGGUCGCAGGCGGCCGACUUCUGCCACAAGUACCUGGAGACCUACGUCAGAGAUCUAGUGGCAAAGGAGGAAGAUCUUGAGUUGGUUUUAUCUAAAGCAUUCCAUGAAAUUGACAAAGCCCUGGCAACACAAUUAAACAUUUCUCCUGAUGCAACCCUGGCCACUGCGGGCAGUACAGCCACGGUGGCUCUUCUGAGGGACGGUAUCGAGCUGGCGGUGGGCAGCGUGGGGGACAGCCGGGCCCUGCUCUGCCGCAAGGGCAAGGCCAUCAAACUGACCAUGGACCACACCCCCGAGAGGAAGGACGAGAGAGAGAGAGUUAAGAGCAGCGGGGGCUCCGUGACCUGGAACAGUCUGGGGCAGCCGCACGUGAACGGGAGGCUGGCCAUGACGAGGAGCAUCGGAGACUUCGACCUGAAGAACUCCGGGGUCAUCGCCGAACCGGAGACCAAGAGGAUUUCGGUGCUGCUGGAAAAGGAAAUCAGCAUCUCCAUAAAGCUUGUCUGCAGACGGAAGCAUGAAGUGCUCUAAAAUCUCCAGGUAGACGACUGCGUUGACUCUGGACUUGACAAAACACAGUGGACCAACACCAGCAGAUGACGUGGCACCCCAAAUCAUCAACACUUCUGGACAGGUCUUUGCGUGGUGGCUCUUGAUGGACUCCAGCCUCAGUCCACUCUUUGUGAAGCUCACCCAAGUUCUUGAAUCGGCUUUGCUUAACAAUCCUCACAAGGCUGCGUUCAUCCCUGUUGCUUGUGCACUUUUUCCUACCACACUUUUCCCUUCCAGCCAACUUUCCAUGUAUAUGCUUUUGAUACAGCACUCUGCGAACAGCCAGCUCUUUCAGCAAUGACCUUCUGUGGCUUACCUUCCUUGUGUAGGGUGUCAAUGAGUGUCUUCUGGACAACUGCCAAGUCAGCAGUCUUUCCCAUGAUUGACUGACCAAGUGUUGACAUUUCUGUAUUAUAAAUCCUUUUUUUGAUUAGUCUUAUGUAAUCUAAUAUUUUUAUUGGAUUUUCAUGAGCUAUAAGCCAUAAUAAACAAAAGAAGGCUUGAAAUAUUUCACUUUAUGUCUAAUAAAUGUAGAAUAUAUGAAAGUUUCACUUAAAAUUAGACGAAAAAAAAAGACCUUUUCCACGAUAUUCAAAUUUUUUGAGAUGCACCUAACAUGUUGGCACCAGACACCACAGGUCACCUCUGCAGGUCAGGGCUGGGGCGUCAUGUGAAUGACCAACAGCAUAUUGGGCAGGUGGUCAUAAAGUUUCGGCUCAUUGGUGUAUAUACAUACACACAAACACACAUAAUACUGCUGAAUUUAUUUAAUACAAGCUAAAUGAAAUAUAAAUAGCAAAAUAAAUGCUAAUUAAUGCAAGUUAAUGUUGCUUAAUCGCAAACAAAUAAUAGACGUGGUUGCCUCGUCGAUAUACCAAUUUAUAUACAGUUUUAUACUGAUUUAUUCCCGGAGACCUCAUUCUAGGGCUGUGUCUAAAUCAGUGCACUUGCUGACAAUUGAGUAUAUAGGGUCAGUGAGCGCUUUAUUAGACAUAUGACUUAUUCUUUAGACAUCUGCUGCUGUAGCCUAUCCACUUAAGAGGUUUGACAUGUUGUGUGUUCAGAGAUGCUCUUCUGCAUAACACUGUUGGAAUGUGUGGCUAUUUGCGUUACUGUCACGUUCCUGUAAGCUUCAACCAGUCUGACCAUUCUCCUCUGACGUCUCUCAUUAAGGCGUUUCGGCCUGCAGAACUGCUGCUCACUGGAUGCUUUUUGUUUUUCUCUGCCAACUCUAGAAACUGGUGUGUGUGAAAAUCCCUGGAGAUCAGCAGUUUCUGAGUUACUCAAACCACCCUUCCACGGUCAAAAUCAUGUCCCAAUCUGGCAUUUGGUCUGAAAAACAGCUGAACUGCUGACUAUGUCUGCUUGAAUUUAUGCAUUUAGUUGCUGCCAUAUGAUUGACUGAUUAAAUAUUUGCAUUAACAAGCUAGUGUGCAGGUUUAGGUAAUAAAAUGGUCACUGAGUGUAUAUUGUGCUGUCGCAGUUCCACCCUCCAUCCUGCAGAGGGCACUCUAACAAACUACUUUUUUCAGAUUCAUCAUGCCCAUGAUGCCUUCCUGGCUCUCACUACAGAUGGGAUCAACUUCAUCAUGAACUGCCAGGAGAUCUGUGAUGUCAUCAGUCAGUGCCACGACCCUAAAGAAGCAGCCCAGCGCCUCACUG
Messenger RNA from Conger conger (European conger), 2736 nucleotides. RefSeq names its product protein phosphatase 1K, mitochondrial-like. The transcript has 6 exons. Gene Ontology annotation, molecular function: protein serine/threonine phosphatase activity; cation binding. Gene Ontology annotation, biological process: protein dephosphorylation. The record is from RefSeq and is a predicted model, not a curated record. Lineage: Eukaryota; Metazoa; Chordata; Actinopteri; Anguilliformes; Congridae. The coding region runs from base 139 to 1053 and encodes 304 amino acids.